CCGCGUUGUCUUCCGUUUGCUGCCAUCGUCGUCGACUGUUUUAUGGCUGACGUGUUCCGCAGGCUGCCGCUGCUGCUCCUUGUGGUUCUCUUCGACGCAAAACAAAGUCUUCGAUGAAGGACGCCAGGAUGGAGGCACGACAGGCGAUCCCCCGGUCCGGUGGGGAGCAGGUCGGAGGAAGGCGGUGCGGCGGGAGCCUGUCGACCGUUGGCAGGGCCUCCCAGCGGGUUGGGUGUGAUGAAUUGCCACCGCACUUGCAACCACUCCCUGGCUCAUCGGACGAGGAGGAGGAGGUGGAGAGACGGCCACAAACCGUGUCGUUGGGCAGCGGAUCAACGCAGGAGUGGUCAGCCACGGAGCUGUGCGGGACGGGCGGCGGCGUGUACGAGCAGUCGUUCACUGAACUCCUUCGGCCUGGCCUUGGCGAAGACGAAGGAGAUGGCCGUGUCAACCUGUCGUUCGGUUUGUCCACCGGGCGGUCUACAACUCCAUCGCGCACAGUGCUCGUGCGACCCCACCCUGGCGACGAAGGCGGCCAAUUGACAGUUGUUGAUCGAUCAGCGAGGACGAGGGCGUUGGCGAGUGAGACGGCGGGAGCGAACCGGAACUCGUCGACGGCCCAACCACGGGCGGCCUCUCUGUCCAAGGGCGCCCAGGGUCGGCCGGAGUGGAUGCAGUUGCCAUCUCCCCUGUCUGUGGCGUCGGAAGUGGCACGAGGCCGUGGCGUCGGAGUCGACGGCGGGACCGACUUCUUGGAUGCUGGUAAUGGUCGCGACGGGAGGGAGGUGUGGAGGGACCUGCGGCGGGAUCACCGGCUGCGGCGAGAGGAAUACAUCACACGGGGGGUGGAGCGUCUUCACGUGGGAGACCGGGAGAACGAGAACGAGACGGACGAUCCACCGGCGGAAGCAGACGAUGACGACGACGACGAAGACAACGACGUAGAGUGUGGGGAAGGGGGGGGUGGUCACGCGUCGCCAUCGUUGCAGACCGACAUGGCUGGUAAGGGUGGGAAGUCCAAGCCUUCCGGCCGCAAUGCUCGUUCGCGGGCGAAAAAAGGGCAGGGAAAGGGGAGCGGUGGCGAAGGCGAUGGUGAUGCGGAGGAGAAGCGCAACUUCUGGUUGAAGAACGUCGGCGUGUACAGGAAUGCGGAGAAAUGCGGGAAGAAGUGGGACAAUCUAAUGCAGCAGUUCAAGAAAGUCCAUCACUUUCAGUCACCAUCAGGGGGUGCCGACUUUUUCCAGUUGACGUCGAAGGAGAGGGCGAGCAGGGGCUUCAAUUUCACGAUGGAUCGCGCAGUUUAUGACGAGAUAGAGGGGUCGACUGGGAUGAACCACACCAUCCACCCGAGGAACGUGGUAGACACCGGUGCGUCUGGCGGCGUGCGCCCACCUUCGACGUCUUACAUGGAUCCUGACUCGGUGGCGGACGGGGAAGGUGUUGCAGGGCGAGAAGACGACGAGGAGGGGUCGACGCGAGGCUCUUCGCAGAUGACGGGCACCCCCGACGGUUCUGGGAAAAGGAAGAACACGAGGCAGCAGACUUUCGAGGCGCUGACGGAAUGCAUGGAGAAACACGGGGAGCUGAUGGCGUCGACGAUGGAGAGUGGACGGGCGAAGGCUGCCUUGAAGCAGAUCGUGGAAGGCGCGACCCCCGCGAAGAAGGGACGUCAUCAAGCGAAGAGGCAGAGGAAGGGCGUCCAAGCCGUGGUUGCUGGCAGUGCGCGGGAUGUUGUGGAGGAGGUUGUGGUGGAGGAAGAGAUGACGAACGACGACGACGACUUUGAAGAUGACGACGAUGAACUACUGCCGAGGAAGGCGAGGGUCGGUUCCAGGGGGGGGAUUAGAAUAAACGAGGGGAGGGAAGGGAGACCGACCGCACGGCGCGGCGGUGGCGUUGCCGCGGCCAACCAACCAGUCUUCGUCGACGUGGCACGCGACGUGGCGCGCGACGUCGCAAGGAGGGACGUCGUUGGCCGUGCGAAGGAAGGGGCCGCAUCGCAUGAGGCUGCGCAACGCGUGCUUGAGCCGGUGAAUCACCCCCGAACCCCGGCUGCAGACGUGGCGGGGGGUUCCCAAGCAGCGGUUGAAGGUGGGACGUCGCGAUCUCCCGCGGUGGCGGCGCGCGGCGGCGCUGUGGCGGUCCCGGGAGAGGCGGUUGAAGUCCCGAAGGGAGGAGAUGGCGCGGCGGGCGGAGAAGACGACGAGGCUCUGGUGCACAGACUGCGCGGGCAACGAGCGGCGACACAUGCGAUGGAUGCCGCCCCUCCGGCUAUUCGACGGAGCAUCUCCCUUCCACACAACUCCAUCCCCCAACACAAAAUCGAGGACGAGUCGGAGCUCAACGCGGCGAAAGAGAGGGCGUUGAAAGUGCAGACAAUCUCCCUCAGGGCGAUCCAUGGUUGGGUCUUCAAGUCGGAGAGCAGGCAAAGGGGGUAUCACAUGGCAUACCAAUACGCGUUGAAUCACGCUGCCACGGACAUCGCUAGGGCAAUGUGGUCAGCAGAGGACUGGCGCAGUUUGGUGAGCCCAAUGUUGUUCCGCACCACAUUGAACGCAGACAUGAAGUUGCCUUUGUGGUUCGUGGGCGUGAACAUAGUGGACAGGCACGAGGACGAUGAGUGCGCGGCUUACCAGGAAGCUUGUGUCCAGCGUCUUGUGCGGGAUUUCACAAGCGCAGUUGGCACGGCAAAAGCUAUGGACGGCGGUCGAGUGUCGUACGAGCGUCUGAAGGGGAUGGCAGAGGCGAUGAGGUAUUUGCUCGCCGCCACGAUGUGGAUUAUGCGAAUGGCGGGGGACGAUCCGAGAUCGCAUUACGACGCUUGGGUUUUCGUUCAACGGACGGCGAAGACAACGCUGCUGGCGUCCAUGAACUGUCAGUUCGACACCCGCCGACACAUCACGCAAUCCGCGCAGGUCAUGACGGACAAGUUGGGGAGACCGCCUCCAACCUUCGCCCCCCCACCUGUGUACAUCCCCGAUUGGGCGUCUAAGUGCGGGGUCACUUUCUCGCACGACGCCACGUUGGCCUCCCCGAUGGAGGCGAAACGGUUGGAUUGGCUGGGGACAGGUCCCCCCGAGGACGACGACGGCGACGUCGAAGGCGAUGACAAAGGCGAGGGGGGGUGACGCAUAGACGACGUUGAUGGUGAGGGCGAGGAGGGGAUGAUGCGCAGGCCCUGUUCAGAUGGCAGGUACAAGAGGAUGGUGGGAGGGGGGGGACGUAAGGGGGGGGGGGGGGGGAGAAAGUGUUUGUGCCAUCGUUUACGACUCUGUUCAGGGCAGGACGCCAUGACCGUG
Molecule: messenger RNA, 3299 nt
Organism: Chara braunii
Lineage: Eukaryota; Viridiplantae; Streptophyta; Charophyceae; Charales; Characeae
Source: the annotation of a GenBank genome assembly